AUGAAGUUCAGCCGAUCUGUAUUGAUUAAGCUUUUGGUUGUACAAUGCCUUGCAGUUCUGUGUGUUUCCCAAAAUUUUGAUUUCUAUUACUUUGUUCAAAUGUGGCCAGGAUCAUACUGCGACACGAGGCAAAGUUGCUGCUAUCCAAAGACUGGAAAGCCUGCUGAAGAUUUCAGCAUUCAUGGUCUAUGGCCUAAUUACAAUGAUGGCAAAUACCCACAAAACUGUGAUCGUGGCAACUAUUUUGAUGAAUCAAAGGUACCUAAUUAA
Ilex paraguariensis (yerba mate) is the source of this 270-nucleotide messenger RNA. The record is from the annotation of a GenBank genome assembly. Lineage: Eukaryota; Viridiplantae; Streptophyta; Magnoliopsida; Aquifoliales; Aquifoliaceae.